Molecule: messenger RNA, 2527 nt
Organism: Acanthaster planci (crown-of-thorns starfish)
Lineage: Eukaryota; Metazoa; Echinodermata; Asteroidea; Valvatida; Acanthasteridae
Product: transmembrane protein 161B-like
Source: RefSeq, a predicted model, not a curated record
ACACAUUACUAACUCGAGAUAUUGAACCAACCUCGUUACCUUGCUGGGUAAUCACCAUAUGUGUGUAACUCAGACCCUGGGAAGAAUGACUAAAAGCGAUAAUAAUGGCUUCCACGGCCCAUGCGACUAUUUUGGGUUGGCUGGUUGUUCCACAGUUUUGCAGUUCUCAUCAAAUUAAGACUUGCUGAAGUUGUGAAUCUUCUUCUGAUCUGAAAAUGCAGGUUCCUUCCUACCAUUGUGUAAAAUCACCCAUGCAGUAUUUACGAUAAGGCUUGUGCUGUUCCUAAAUAGGCCUAGGCCUAAAAGGGAAAGGUGUACAAGUGUGCGCUAAGGUGAUAGUGCUGACCCAUAGUAUUUCUGAAUGAGAUGAAGUGCUGUUACUAACCUUCCCAUAAAUCAUAAUGGCCUUGUUUGGUGCUCAGCUAAUCCUCACCAUCAUAGCAGUAAGCUUCCUGCAUAAAUUCACCCCUUACCACUCCCUGGCAGAGUGGCUGCUAGCAAGAGGGAAUCUUGUCCGCUAUAUGUACCCCAAAGAUGAAGAGUUACGGAAGCUAGCAGGGAUAACAGUUGGAAGAGGAAGGCAUCGUAAAAACAGAUCUGAACACAGCAGACGCAUCAAUCUCCUCGAGAAUUCCGAGGACAAAUCUUUCUCGGUGCCCAAGAACAUUGACUUAGAGCUGCGCACCCGCAUCAUUGAGCCCCUGCACGUGGCGGUGCUGCGCUUCUUUAGCGAGUACCGGUGGCUUGUGGACUUCUCGGCAUUGGCACUGAUUGUGUAUGUGCUGACAGAAGUGUGGCUUCACGCCAAGGGGGACUUCAAUCUGAGUCUGAUCUGGAUAGUGAUGAUGGCAGGCUUUGCACUCCAGGUGCUGUUCCUGCUGACAGCAUUGUACUUCACCAGUGAGGAGGACGGCGAGAGGUCCCUCUGCAUCACCUUCGGUUUCUUCUUUGCCCUGGUUGCCAUGGGGGUGCUGAUUGUCCCUGAGGAGUUUCUGGAGUUUGGACUCGACGAAGCUUAUGAAAACUUUACUGCGGGUGCACUGGAGUUCUUGAAGGAGCAGGAGCUGUACUCUAGUGGGCCCAUCUCCAAGAUCACCUUCAAGUCUGUGAUUGGUCUUUUUGCUGCCUUGCUAGGGGCCUUCCUGGCCUUCCCCGGCCUCCGGAUCGCCAAGAUGCACGUGGACUCCAUUAGGUUUGCCGUCGAGCGACCGGUGAUGCAGAUUGUUUUGCACACCAGUUUCCUAUUCCCUAUGCUGAUAUCACUGAUGUGGAUUAAGCCCAUUGGCAGGGACUACAUGUGCAACCCAGCCACUGGUAGGAGAAUGACCGGCAAAUAUGAACCACUAAUGAGCGAAACGACAUUUGACCUCACCCGCAUGUCAUUGGUACCCAUGCUGUGCGUACUGCGCAUGGUGUUGAUGACCCACUACCUUCAGUCCUAUCUCAACAUGGCCAAAGAAAAAGUGGAGAGGAUGAAGCAAGAGGCUGGACGAAUCAACAGCCUAGAACUUCAAAAGAGUGUUGUACGGGUUUUUUACUACUUGUGUGUUGUUACGCUGCAGUAUUUGGCACCCAUGUUAAUACUUCUGAGCUUCACCUGUCUACUGAAAUCACUGGGAGGCUAUUCCACGGGUUUGUUUGACUCAUUUUCGGCCAACCCUACCUCUACCGUCCCAACACCACCACUGUUUGUCUCACCAAAGCCUGACGUUGCCAGUGCAGAGGCCACCGCUGAACAUUUCAAAGUCACUCUGGAGAGCUUGCGGAGCGUUUUCUCACCUGUUUUCUUCCGGGGCAUAUUCUCAUUCCUGACGUGGUGGACGGCUUUUGCGUGGUUUGUUACGAGCCUCUUUGGGAUUGCCUACCACACAUACUUCACUGAUCAAUGACAGGAUGCCAUGCGGAACGUUGGUUUCUUGACGUGAGUUGCAUUUGCUCUACUUUGGGGGGUGAGUCGAGCAAACUUUCCUUAUCUGGUCUUUUUAUGGGACGGCAUCUUAUGCCAGCUGAAGUCAACAGAGGGCAGCAUUACUCAGCAGAGUUUGGCUGUGUACACCAGCCUUUUUGGCAACGCUUUUUGUACCUAGGUAUAAUUUUAUUUAGUAGUCAAUGAGAAGAUAAUGCUUACAUGCUGAAUAAGAUAUGAGCCUCAAAUGAGUCACGAGGGAUUGGGAAAGCUCAACAUGCUCAUGCUGACAUUAUGGUCGAGUUUGGGCGGCCUGUUCUUGACUCAGGUUUCUAGUUCUCACGCUCGAAUGGUGGGAACACUACCCUAGAACACUGUUCUUGGAACAGGACCACACACUACUUCCUUGUCAAGGUUGCACAGGAACCCACGGAAAACUCGUGAGAUUCGAUUUUUGAACAGCCACAAAAACUAGCAAAUGUCUUAAAAAGCUAGUGAUAAUGGGAAGGUUUGCGAAAUUAACAUUCAUAAUUUUCCAUAUCACGGAAAUGAAUGUUCCUUUUAAAUGGAAAAGAAUUUAGCCCAGCUAUCCAAACAUUAACUGUCAAAGAACAUGCAUGG